This is a messenger RNA of Erinaceus europaeus (western European hedgehog), 2187 nucleotides long. It is a transcript of the gene FBXO22, whose product is annotated as F-box protein 22. Gene Ontology annotation, biological process: protein polyubiquitination; regulation of skeletal muscle fiber development; positive regulation of proteasomal ubiquitin-dependent protein catabolic process. Gene Ontology annotation, molecular function: protein binding. Bases 93 to 1307 code for a protein of 404 amino acids. The record is from RefSeq and is a predicted model, not a curated record. The transcript has 7 exons. Lineage: Eukaryota; Metazoa; Chordata; Mammalia; Eulipotyphla; Erinaceidae.
CGCAGAGUGUGUGCGCCGCGAGCUCGGGGCGGACCUGAGCAGCGCCCUCUGAGGCGGCCUUACCUUUCUCCUGCGCCCGGGGCCGGUGAGGGAUGGAGCGUGUGCGCGGCCGAGCCGCUUCCCGCGGCUCCUCCUCCGCAGACCCACGCGGCACCUUCGUGCUGAGUAACCUGGCGGAGGUGGUGGAGCGCGUCCUCGCCUUCCUGCCCGCCAAAGCACUGCUGCGGGUGGCCAGCGUGUGCCGCCUGUGGAGGGAGUGCGCGCGCAGAGUGCUGCGGACCCAGCGGCAGGUGACCUGGAUCUCCGCGGGCCUGGCGGGCGCCGGCCACCUGGAGGAGCACUGCCUGCUCCGCGUGGGGGCCCAGGAGAUCGAGAAUGUUCACAUCUUACCAUCGACAGUUCUUUACAUGGCUGAUUCAGAAACUUUCAUUAAUCUGGAAGAGUGUCGUGGUCACAAGAGAGCCAGGAAAAGAAUGACCAUGGAAACAGCAUCUGCCAUUGAGAAGCUAUUCCCAAAACAAUGCGACAUCCUUGGACUUGUGACCCCAGGAAUUGUAGUGACUCCAAUGGGAUCUACUAGUAAUCGACCUCAGGAAAUAGAACUAGGAGAAUCUGGCUUUGCUCUGUUAUUUCCCCAAAUGGAAGGGAUAAAAAUCCAACCUUUUCAUUUUUCUAACUAUCCAAAGGACAUGCCAUUAGAACUACAUCAAUUCACAGAAGUAGGCCUCUUAGAGAACCCUGAUCUCCGUGUGGUCCUUGUAUUUGGCUAUAACUGCUGCAGGACGGGAGCCAGCAAUUACCUGGAGCGGGUAGUCAGCUUGUUCAGUGACAUGAACGUCAUCUUGGCCGGAGGCCAGGUGGAUAACCUGGUGUCACUGACCUCUGGAAGUAAGCCCAUGCAUAUUGAUGCCACUGGUGUGGUUGGACUGACAUUUAGUGGGCAGCGAAUCCAGAGUGCCACCGUGCUUCUCACCGAGGAUGUGAAUGAUGAGAAGUCCGUCGAGGCUGCCAUGCAGCGCCUCAAAGCAGCCAACAUUCCAGAACAGAACACCAUUGGCUUCAUGUUUGCCUGUGUCGGCAGGGGCUUUCAGUAUUACAGAGCCAAGGGGAAUGUUGAAGCUGAUGCGUUUAGAAAGCUUUUCCCUAACGUUCCUUUAUUUGGCUUCUUUGGAAAUGGAGAAAUUGGAUGUGACCGAAUAGUCACUGAGAACUUUACCCUGAAGAGAUGCAGUGAAGUGGAAGAUGUGGAUCUGUUUCACAGCUACACAACAGUGAUGGCACUCAUCCACCUUGGGGCGUCUAAGUGAGCCCGACAGUGGCUUUCACAGUAUAUGCUUUUAGGCUCUGUCUUUUUAAGAAAAUGGAAACUUGGAAUAUGUGUAUUUUAAACAAAAAAUAACUUUCUAUGUCUGUUUUGUAGUUUUGAUCUUGUAAAGAUUCGCGUUGGUUCCUAUUUAAUAUAUUAGAUGAAGGACAACUUUGUACAAAACGUAACGCAGAUCCAAAGCUGAGAGCUUUUGCAUACUAGCCAGGUGCCUGAUCAUGGCUUUAUCACACCAGAGGAGGUAGCUGCUGUGUCAGGGGACUGAGUGCCAGUAAGUCCUCUGCACAGGAAGAUCUGAUGGGGACUUGACAAUCCGUGACUACCUCUGCAUUGUUAGAUGAGCUUUUAGCAGAAUCAUGACUUUUUUUUAACCUGAGCACUGCUCAGCUCUGGCUUGUGGUGCAGUGGAGGAACUUCGGAGCGUCCUUUUUUUUGGCCUCUUAAGGUUAUUGUUGGGGCUCGGUGCCUGCACUAUGAAUCUACUGCUCCUGGUGGCCUUUUUUUUUUUUCCCCCAUUUUAAUGGAUAGGAUUGAGAGGAGAGAAAAAUAGACACCUGCCUCACUACUUGUGAAAUUACCCUCCUGCAGGUGGGAAACCGAGAACUUGAAUUAGGAUCCUUGCGCGGUCCUUGGGCUUCGUACUAUGUACGCUUAAUCCAGUGUGCCACCGCUCAGCCCCUUUUUUCUUAAUAGAGGAAACACAUGGCUUGCUCUUUCUCUGCGUCUAGACUUUUGCCAUUUUUUUUUUUCCCCCAGAAACCAUAACCAUUAUUACUGAUUUUUACUUGGUAAAAACUAAAGAAUUAUUUUUAUUUUAGUACUGUAAAGUUGCUUGGUCAAGUAAACUACUGUGACUAAUCAUA